Molecule: messenger RNA, 1842 nt
Organism: Phycomyces blakesleeanus NRRL 1555(-)
Lineage: Eukaryota; Fungi; Mucoromycota; Mucoromycetes; Mucorales; Phycomycetaceae
Product: glycoside hydrolase family 20 protein
Exons: 12
Coding region: 1-1842 (613 amino acids)
Biological process (GO): carbohydrate metabolic process; glycosaminoglycan metabolic process
Cellular component (GO): membrane
Molecular function (GO): beta-N-acetylhexosaminidase activity
Source: RefSeq, a predicted model, not a curated record
AUGAAAAGAUCACUUUUAACUUUGACUCUGUUAUCAGUCGCUUUUGGCCAGCCUGUGUUUCUAUGGCCAAAACCUCAAUCGAUCCAAUGGGGAGAUGUGCAACUAAACCUUGGGCGCUCGUUCAAUAUCAGAGGACCGGAUAUCGCUGUUCUGGAAGACGCCAUGAGGCGUUACACGCAUUUGAUAGCGCGUGAACGAUGGGACCCUGUCCAGGUAUCGGAUGCUGACAAUGUCAACCCAGUGCAUGCUUCAAAACACCUAAAUUCUCUUGAUAUUGAGAUUAUAGACAAAGAAGCAGCCUUGACAUUUGGUACAGACGAGUCUUAUACUCUCCAUAUUUCCCCUGAGAACACAAUUGGGACCCUUAAAGCACAGACUGUAUGGGGUGCCCUCCGUGGUCUCGAAACAUUUUCUCAGUUAGUCCAAGCAAAAUACAAUGACAGUGAAGGCGAAGACGAGGAUGAAGACGAGUAUGCGUACGAGGAUGACAAUGAUCUAGGGUUCCAAGGACUUUUUAUUCCCCAAACCCCGAUAAUUAUCAAUGAUGAGCCUCGUUUCUCUCAUCGUGGUCUUAUGCUUGAUACUUCAAGAAACUAUUAUCCAGUCAAGGACCUUCUUCGUACAUUAGAUGCAAUGGCUUAUAACAAAAUGAAUGUAUUUCAUUGGCAUAUCACAGACUCUCAAAGUUUCCCUCUUGUCCUAGAUAGUGUUCCCGAACUUGCAAAAAAGGGAGCUUAUCGUUUACACGGCAAAAAGCUUGUGUACACAAAACAAGACGUUAGGGUCAUUGUCAAACAUGCCCAUUCUCGUGGUAUUCGAGUCAUACCAGAAAUUGAUAUGCCAGGACAUACGGGAUCCUGGGCAAAGGCAUUUAAGCAGUUUAUUUCUGGAAUAUAUCCUUUAUUCAGCACAUGUUCGGACAGGUUCUUUCUUGAUCCUAGUAAUUCCUGGGAGAAAAGAUACGCAGCAGAGCCGGGAUCAGGCCAGCUUAACCCAAUUCUCAAAGGAACAUAUACUUUAGUGAAACAAGUUAUUGAUGAAGUGACUGCCCUAUUUCCUGACGAAUGGUACCACGGAGGAGGAGAUGAGCCAGUUUACAGAUGCUGGGAAGAUGCGAAAUCGGUUCGAGACUACAUGGCUAGAAACAAUGUCACUGGACUUGAUUUACUGAACAUCUUUUUGGAAAAAGAACUGGAGAUUAUUAAUUCGGUAACAGAAAACCAUUUGGCAAUACCAAAAGAUGUGGUGAUCCAAGUGUGGAAAAACCCAGUGAAAAAAGCAGUCAAGGCAGGGUACAAAGUAAUUGCUUCAUCUUCUAAUUUUUGGUACUUGGAUUGUGGCCAUGGACAAUGGAGUGGGAAUGAUACAGCUGUGAAUGAGCAAAGUCCACCUGUCAUCAAAAAACCACUUCAAAAAGCGCUAGAGAAAUAUGAAGGAUCCGAUAAUUACAACCCUUCAAACUGGGGCGGAUCUGGCGGUGAUUGGUGCAGCCCUUUCAAGUCAUGGCAGCGUAUGUACAUUUACGAUAUAACUUACGGGCUGUCAAAAGAAGAGACAAAAUAUGUGCUAGGUGGUGAAUGUGCCCUUUGGUCAGAACAAUCAGAUGAAACGACUUUAGAUGCCAGACUCUGGCCUCGUGCUGCUGCAACUGCCGAAGUCCUCUGGUCAGGAAAUUACGAUGAAGAUGGGAAUAAGCGAAGUGUAGACGAUGCUAUGCCACGCAUGUUCGAUUGGCGUUAUAGAUUAUUGAAGCGUGGUAUCCGUGCUGAGCCCCUUCAACCUCUAUGGUGUGGAUCUCAUCCACAUAUGUGUGACGCUGCUUUCCCGGCCGGAUACUUGUAA